This is a messenger RNA of Vigna radiata var. radiata (mung bean), 1053 nucleotides long. Its product is annotated as TP53-regulating kinase. The coding region runs from base 173 to 853 and encodes 226 amino acids. The record is from RefSeq and is a predicted model, not a curated record. Gene Ontology annotation, biological process: protein phosphorylation. Gene Ontology annotation, cellular component: nucleus; cytosol; EKC/KEOPS complex. The transcript is spliced from 7 exons. Gene Ontology annotation, molecular function: ATP binding; protein serine/threonine kinase activity. NCBI's taxonomy places the organism in Eukaryota, Viridiplantae, Streptophyta, Magnoliopsida, Fabales, Fabaceae.
UUUCACUCUAAUCUUUUUCUCCCUUUUCUUUCUUUUUCUUCCGCCCUGUGCUUCUAAUAAAUGUUUUUCUUCUGCAUGCUAUGUGUUUGAUGAAAAGCUUGAAUGGUUCUGUACUAAAGUGGGUCUCGUAGGUUAAACACCAAGAAUUUCACUGCCAGAAACGUUCAACACUAUGGCGACUGAAACUGACUCAAGAGACAGCGCUCUCACUUUGCUCAAACAAGGAGCGGAGGCUAGGGUUUUUGAGUCUUCAUUUGUGGGAAAGAGAUGUGUUGUCAAGGAGCGCUUCUCAAAGAAGUACAGGCAUCCAACUUUGGAUUCUAAAUUGACACUGAAGCGCUUAAAUGCGGAGGCGAGGUGCGUGACCAAAGCAAGGAAACUUGGGGUUUGUACUCCUGUGCUGUAUGCUGUGGAUCCUGCGUUGCACACUUUAACGUUUGAGUAUGUUGAGGACCCUUCAGUCAAGGAUGUAUUUCUUGAAUUUGGUUCUCGUGGCCUUGGUGAAGAGGGUCUGGACAACAUUGCUACCCAAAUUGGUCAUGCAAUUGGAAAACUGCAUGAUGGUGGUCUUGUUCAUGGUGAUUUAACAACAUCAAACAUGUUGCUCAAGAGUGGUACCAAUGAGUUGGUUCUUAUUGAUUUUGGUUUGAGCUUCACUUCAACUCUACCGGAAGAUAAAGCAGUUGAUUUGUAUGUUCUGGAAAGAGCUAUUCUGUCAAUGCAUUCUUCAUGUGGGAAUGUGAUGGAUCGGAUACUUACUGCAUACCGGAAGUCAUCAAAACAGUGGUCAUCCACAUUGAACAAGUUGGCACAAGUGAGGCAAAGAGGACGAAAGAGGACCAUGGUUGGAUGAAGCUUUCUCAAAUUGGAUUUCGUUAGAGAUAUAAAAGGGAAGACAACUAAUGAAUGUUAUUGAUGUAAUUUAUCUCUCUGUUAUCUAUGUUCAUGAGUUUGAUUAUACAUUGUCAAUAGAAAACAUUUUUAUAAGAACUUGUAAUGAGAUUCUGACAAUUUUACCUUGCUAUCUUACUCCUUAAUAUGUUGUGGUGAUAA